GUAGUGACACGCAGGUCACGUGACUGCUUGACAACAACAACGCUAAGACUGCGUCCACUGAUAGACUUAUUUACGUUUCACAGCGUUGGCGGUUAUCUUUAUAAGCAGUUGCAUAUUAUGAAGAUUUUUGACAUUUGAAUAUUUCUGUCAACGCUUGGUUUUGUUAAGAAGCGUGCCAGGGGAUGCUGUAGGUUUUUCUAAUGAAGAAUGUUGUUUCUGGAAGUUAAGCCAUUGAGUGCAGAAUGGAUCCGACUGCUUCUGGAAUCUUCUGCAGCAGGAUGCUGAGCAUGGUCAACUCCGAGGACGUAAACGCAAUCAUCCAGGCCCAGAGACACAUGCUGGAUCGCUUCGAAAAGACCAACGAGAUGCUCAUUAACUUUAAUGGCUUGUCCAAUGUGCGGUUGCAGCAGAUGAACGACCGCUUUCUGCUCCACACUCGCACUUUAAUUGAAAUGAAGAAGGACUUGGACAGCGUUUUUCGCCGAAUAAGGACAUUAAAAGGCAAGAUUGCUAAGCAGUAUCCAGAGGCCUUUAGCAACAUUCGUGAGGCUUCCAGUCUGGAGGAUGAUGACGAUGACUUUGACCCUGUUCCCCCCAGUGUAGCCACCACCACUGCUAUGUCUGAACAGAGCACUGAAUCUUGUGACACAAGCCCCGACGUUAUCUCGCCAACCAUCAGCCGCUGUUCUGAGCUUUCUCAGGAGAAUCCAGACACUCCGACCUCGAACAGCCCUGAGAGGGUAGUGCUGCUGGAUGAGGGCCCAGAUUCAAUCAAUAUCUAGAGAAUCUACAGAUUUUGUUUGGACAUGUUGCUAAAGAUUUGGAAUAGCCUUGUGCUUCGCGUUUAUUAGCCUGAGCGUGUGAGACGUAACACUUCUUCUCAAGUCCAGUCACGUUAACAUAGUACUCCUAGAUGUUAUCCAGAGCUAAAAUAUGCUGUAAGUGCAUUUGCCAAAUAUGUUUUUUAGUCAAAAUGAACAGGUUUUGAAGUAAAUGAAACCUUUGUCAUUUUUUUCUUUUUCUUUUUUAGGAAUUAUUGUUAUAUAUACAGUAUGUUUUAUUAUUUCAAACUAAGAGUUUCAUGAUAGAUUAAAGUAAUAUGUCUUGGCCAAUAAUGCUCAACAUUCUUUUAAUCUCUAACUCAUGUUGGUUUGAUACACAUUAUGUUUUAAGUAUUGCUUCUUUAACUGAUGUGAAAUGUAUCCACUUAUUUUAGCGUCUGUAAAAAUUGGACAGGCUGGGCCAUUUAAAAUAAAUAUGAACAUGUGGAAAGACA
Pangasianodon hypophthalmus (striped catfish) is the source of this 1276-nucleotide messenger RNA. RefSeq names its product KxDL motif containing 1 (gene kxd1). NCBI's taxonomy places the organism in Eukaryota, Metazoa, Chordata, Actinopteri, Siluriformes, Pangasiidae. The transcript has 6 exons. Gene Ontology annotation, biological process: lysosome localization. Gene Ontology annotation, cellular component: BORC complex. The record is from RefSeq and is a predicted model, not a curated record. Bases 243 to 782 code for a protein of 179 amino acids.